Molecule: messenger RNA, 1194 nt
Organism: Aspergillus saccharolyticus JOP 1030-1
Lineage: Eukaryota; Fungi; Ascomycota; Eurotiomycetes; Eurotiales; Aspergillaceae
Exons: 5
Coding region: 85-1194 (369 amino acids)
Source: RefSeq, a predicted model, not a curated record
GUUUGUCCUCUUCUCUCUCUGUCAUUGUCUUUGCUCUUUGUCUGAGGCACCAGUUGGCUUCCAUACCUCCCCUCGCUGCCCAGAAUGACACCCGAGGACGAAAGACGGGGCUCCAAGUUCAUUGCGACGGCCGUAGUGCUAUGGGCGCUGAGCGCCAUCGCCGUCGCCUUGCGGGCGAUUGCCAUUCGUAUUCGCAAGAGCACCUGGAAGAGUCAUGACUACCUGACAGCGCUCACCUUGGCGAUGUUGACUUUCUAUUUGAUCGACGUCUUCGUCGGGAUUGUGGACGGGGGAUAUGGGUGGAACAUCACAACCGUGCCGAUGGACAAACUGACGCUAUCGCUGAAGGUAUUCUUCGCGUCGGAAUGGUUCUUCACCAUCGCGGUGGCCAGCUUCCGACUGGCGAUUCUAUGCUUCUACCUGGAGCUGUUCCGGGGCACCUGGUUCCGCUGGAGCACGAUCGUCAUCAUGGUGAUCGUGGUGCUGUACUUGAUCGCCUCGCUGCUGACCAUCACGCUGCUCUGCCGUCCGAUCCGCGCCAACUGGGAUGUGACCGUUGCCAAAACGUGCGGCAACGUCACGCAGACUGAGUACGCCUCGGCCGGGUUCAACCUGGCGGUGGAUCUGCUGAUUGUGACCCUCCCCAUGCCGAUUAUCUGGCAGCUGCAGAUGCCCAAGGAGAAGAAAGUCGGAGUCACGGUGGCGUUUCUAUUUGGGUUGGUAACCGCCGGCGUCAACAUCGCGCGCAUUAUGCAAACCAAGCUCUGCGAGGCCACCAACGUGACCUAUUGCGCCCUGGACGCCUCCAUCCUGAUCGCGGCGGAGAUCUCGUGCGGGAUUCUCGUCUCGUGCGCGCCGACGCUGGGGCCCCUCAUCGCCCGGUUCCGCGGCGCCCCCAAGUACAGCCGCGGGGAUGACCACCGAAAAGCCAGCGACCAGCGUGCGCUGCGCACGUUUGGCUCCUCGGGCCGCUCCUGGCCCCGGCGCAAAUUGCAGCUCGACACCACGUUGCUCGGCUCGGUGGAUGAGGAUUUGGGGAUGGCGAAAAACGGGGCCCACACCAUCCAGCAGACGCAGAUUGUUUCGCGGGAGGGUGAGCAGGAGGGUGGGAUGCGCGGGGAGAUUCGGGUGCAGAGUGAGCGGUGCAUCUUGGAGAGUGCAGGUGGUGAGAGAGGGGUCGGUGGGGAGUACUAG